AUGGUGGUUUCGUUUCGAGAUGACCAUAGAAAUCAAGAAAGUGAUGAAAUUCCAAAGAAGAACAUUAGUGGUGGAGAUUCAAGUAGCUCAAUCAAUGGAGGAUCUAUAGCAGUCACAAAACAAGAAAAGAUGGUCGAAACGGCUAACAACAAGCAUGCGCUCUCUGAGCGCGAACGUAGAAAGCGAAUCAAUAGCCAUUAUGACUCUCUCCGACAAUUAUUUCCAGGGUUGCUAAAAACCGACAAGGCUUCCGUGCUAACGGAGACGGUGCAACAUUUAAAGAAGCUCAAAAACAUGGUUGCAAACAUCGUGACGUCGCAUGAGGAUGGAGACGGGUGUUCCAUGUGCCAACCAAUUUUCAUCCCUAGUGAGUAUGACGAAAUGUCCAUUAGCUAUUGCGACAAUGGCGAUAAGACAACUGUCCGAGCAAUUAUCUGUUGUGAGGACAGACCGGAUCUCAACCAUGGCUUGACAAAAGCAAUUCGGUCGGCCAAUGGAAAGGCGGUGAUGGCCGAGAUGGCAACAGUGGGCGGACGAACAAAAAUGGAUAUGGUGGUCGAAUGGCCACAGUGUCGUGACAUAGGGGAGGAUAUUGGGUUGUUAAGGAGGGCGUUGAAAGCAGUGGUGGAGGAUCAAAUCCUUGGUCGGGCCAAGGUCAUGGGCCAUGGGUCUAUUGAACCAGAUUUUAUUGCAUUGGGCCAAAGCGCGUGGCGUUUGGUGAUCUGA
This is a messenger RNA of Helianthus annuus (common sunflower), 726 nucleotides long. RefSeq names its product putative transcription factor bHLH107. Gene Ontology annotation, molecular function: protein dimerization activity; DNA-binding transcription factor activity. The transcript has 3 exons. Lineage: Eukaryota; Viridiplantae; Streptophyta; Magnoliopsida; Asterales; Asteraceae. Bases 1 to 726 code for a protein of 241 amino acids. The record is from RefSeq and is a predicted model, not a curated record. Gene Ontology annotation, biological process: regulation of DNA-templated transcription.